Messenger RNA from Cucurbita pepo subsp. pepo (vegetable marrow), 1065 nucleotides. Its product is annotated as oxoglutarate-dependent flavonoid 7-O-demethylase 1. The record is from RefSeq and is a predicted model, not a curated record. NCBI's taxonomy places the organism in Eukaryota, Viridiplantae, Streptophyta, Magnoliopsida, Cucurbitales, Cucurbitaceae.
GACAAGAUGAUAAGCUUAAAAGAGCUGGUAGAAAGCAGCUCCAAAAUCAAUAUCCCACAAAACUUCAUUCGUUUGGAUCAGGAGCCUUCUUCUACCUCCCAUCCUUCCACGUUCCCCGUCCCACCGACCAUCGAUAUGAGCCGAUUACUCUCCCCGCAACAUUCCUGCUCUGAGCUUCUCAAUCUUCACUCCGCUUGUAAGCAAUGGGGCUUGUUUCAGCUAGUCAACCAUGGAGUUAGCUGUUCAUUGUUGGAAGAGGUGAAGAGUGAGAUUGAAGGGUUCUUUGAGCUUCCACUAGAUGAGAAGAUGAAGUUUUGUAUGAAGGGUGGAGAAUUUGAAGGGUAUGGAACCGUGGUUCGAUCCAUGGAUCAGAAGCUUGAUUGGGGCGAUAGGUUUUACAUGAUCACCAAUCCUCUUUCAAGAAGAAAACCCCAUCUCCUUCCCCACUUCCCUCCAUCCUUAAGAAACACGUUGGAAUCGUACUUGAAAGCGACAAAGAAGAUAGCGAUGACGUUAUUGAGGAUGAUGGCGGGGAAUUUGGAGAUGGAGGUGAUGAAGAUGGAGGAGUUGUUCGAGGAUGGAAUGGAGGCAGUAAGGAUGACGUAUUAUCCGCCAUGUCCAAGGCCGGAGUUAGUGGUGGGUUUGAGACCGCACUCGGACGCGACGGGGCUGACGAUAUUGAACCAGCUGAACGGAGUGGAAGGGCUCCAAGUGAAGAAAGAUGGGACAUGGUUCCCAGUGAGUUUCAUCCCAGAGGGGCUGAUGGUGAACGUGGGCGACGUUGUUGAGAUCAUGAGCAAUGGGGUUUACAACAGCAUUGAGCACAGGGCGGCGGUGAACUCGGAGAAAGGGAGAAUGUCGAUAGCGGUGUUCUACAAUCCCAGAUUUGAGGCAGAGAUCGGACCACAAACUCAAACCCCACCAUUGUUUAGAAGGAUUGUGAUGGAGGAUUAUUUCAAGGACUUCUUCACCCAAUCUUUCAAUGGAAAAUCCCACUUGGAGCGGAUGAAGAUCGCACCAACCAAUCAACCCAAUUAAUCCUCAUUCAUCUUUGUCUAAUUAUAA